This is a messenger RNA of Lotus japonicus, 1948 nucleotides long. Its product is annotated as pyruvate kinase, cytosolic isozyme-like. The coding region runs from base 83 to 1594 and encodes 503 amino acids. Gene Ontology annotation, cellular component: cytoplasm. NCBI's taxonomy places the organism in Eukaryota, Viridiplantae, Streptophyta, Magnoliopsida, Fabales, Fabaceae. Gene Ontology annotation, molecular function: potassium ion binding; magnesium ion binding; pyruvate kinase activity. Gene Ontology annotation, biological process: glycolytic process. The record is from RefSeq and is a predicted model, not a curated record. The transcript has 3 exons.
UUGUGCUUUUCUUGGAGAACAAGUGGCUUUACUUUCUUCGCUAUAAAACGCAGACUCAGAAUCAGGUUGCUACUAAUCUCAGAUGGCGACGACGGCGUUGAACGUUCCACAGAUGAGGCCCAAGACGAAGAUCGUCUGCACGCUCGGACCUGCAUCGAGGUCUGUGCCCAUGGUCGAGAAGCUUCUCCGAGCAGGCAUGAACGUCGCUCGAUUCAACUUCUCUCAUGGCUCCCAUGAAUACCACCAGGAAACGCUUGACAAUCUCAGGGCCGCCAUGGAAAACACCGGUAUUCUCUGCGCCGUCAUGCUCGAUACUAAGGGGCCUGAGAUUCGAACCGGAUUUCUCAAGGAUGGCAAGCCGAUCCAACUUAAACAUGGUCAGGAAAUAACCAUUUCAACUGACUAUAGCAUAAAGGGAGAUGAGAAUACGAUCUGUAUGAGCUACAAAAAGUUGGCUGAGGAUGCGAAGCCUGGGAGUGUCAUACUCUGCUCAGAUGGCACCAUAUCAUUUAAAGUCUUGUCAUGUGACACAAAAUUGGGUUUGGUUCGAUGCCGCUGUGAGAAUUCUGCCAUGCUUGGCGAGAGAAAGAAUGUUAAUCUGCCUGGAGUUGUAGUUGAUCUCCCGACUUUGACUGAAAAAGACAAGGAAGAUAUCAUGGCCUGGGGAGUUCCCAAUAAAAUUGACAUGAUUGCGCUUUCUUUUGUUCGAAAAGGUUCUGAUCUGGUGGAAGUUCGGAAACUGCUGGGACACCAUGCUAAAAACAUUCUUCUCAUGUCAAAGGUUGAAAAUCAGGAAGGGGUUGCAAAUUUUGAUGAAAUCCUUGCAAACUCAGAUGCAUUUAUGGUGGCACGUGGUGAUCUUGGAAUGGAAAUUCCAAUAGAGAAGAUAUUUCUUGCACAGAAAGUGAUGAUUUAUAAGUGCAACAUCAAAGGAAAACCAGUUGUUACUGCAACCCAGAUGUUGGAGUCAAUGAUCAAAUCUCCUCGGCCAACAAGAGCUGAAGCUACUGAUGUUGCAAAUGCAGUCCUGGAUGGCACUGACUGUGUGAUGCUUAGUGGUGAAACAGCUGCUGGAGCUUAUCCAGAACUUGCUGUUCAAACAAUGGCUAAAAUAUGUGUUGAAGCAGAGAGCACCCUUGACUAUGGAGAUGUGUUUAAAAGGAUAAUGGAGCAUUCACCAGUACCUAUGAGCCCAUUGGAGAGUCUAGCUUCUUCUGCUGUUAAAACAGCCAACUCAGCUAGAGCUGCUCUUAUCUUGGUUUUAACUAGAGGAGGAAGUACUGCAAAAUUAGUGGCGAAAUACAGGCCAGGCAUGCCAAUUCUUUCUGUUGUUGUUCCUGAGAUUAAGACUGACAGCUUUGACUGGUCAUGCAGUGAUGAGGCCCCAGCCAGGCAUAGCUUGGUAUUCCGAGGAUUAAUUCCAAUUUUAAGUGCGGGUUCUGCUAGAGCUUCUCAUGCAGAAACAACCGAUGAAGCUAUAGAAUUUGCGAUUCAACAUGCCAAGACAAAGGGUCUGUGCAAUAAUGGAGAUUCUGUUGUGGUUCUGCAUCGUGUGGGUAAUGCAUCAGUCAUCAAAAUCUUGACUGUGAAAUGAUCUCCAGUUAAGAGUACGGUGAAAUUCUACAGCAGUUUUGACAAAAACAAUUUUGUGGGGAAGUGGUCAUCACAUACAUUUUCUGGUUUACAUUGGAUGAUGCAAAACAUCAAUUAAUUUUUUAGGAUGGUUCCUAUCCAUAUCUUACUGUUUUUCUUUUUGAUGUUUGAUUUAUAGUUCUUGGUUUUCAAUUUUGUGGCGACUUCUUUUCAUUUGUUAAGAUUACGUACGAAAGAUUUGGUAUACUGAAAGUGGCCAUCUUCAGGAUUUUGAUUUUCUUACUGGCAGUGUUUCAGAUCUGAAAUUUGUGGGUACGCAUAUAUGCACAAUUCUCAUUUUAUGUUCCCUUUUUCA